AUGGCAACAAGAGAUGGGAUGUCAUAUGUGGAGAAGGAACAGUCCGGUUUGGCUGAGUAUUGCCCUGACCCCUUACUGUGGGCCAGUUAUACUUUAAAAGCCACCCAGGAGAAGGAUCUAGCAUUGAAGACAGAGAAGUCUCACAUCACUGAAGCAACCCUCCAGGAAGUUCGUAUUUAUUUAGUUUGCUCAAUGUCACAGCCAGCAUCUACAUUUCAGUGCCAAAAACUAACUUCGGGAGUUAAAUUUUCAGACUGUGCUGGAAAGCUGAAAGUCCUUAACCAUACCUCUCACAACCAAUCAAGAAAAUGGCACAGAAAUGGCAUCAAGAAUCCUAGGUCACAGAGAUAUGAGUCUCUGAAAGGGGUUGACCCCAAGUUUCUGAGAAACAUGCGCUUUGCCAAGAAACACAACAAGAAGGGGCGGAAGAAGAUGCAGGCCAACAACGCCAAAGCCAUCAAGGCCAGAGCAGAGGCCAUCAAGGCCCUGAGCACCAAGGCCUCCAAGGCCAAGCUCCUCAGGCCCAAGAUUCCCAAGGCCAGUGGCUGGCGUGCUGGCCACAAGAUGGCCAGCAAGCGUCCAGGCCCUAGGGUUGGCAUCAAAUGUCCAGGCUCCAGGAUCACAAAGCCUGACUCUAAGAUUGCCAGAACCACUGACCCCAAGGCUGCCAAGCCCACUGACCCCAAGGCCGCCAAGUCCGCUGACCCCAAGGCUGCCAUGCCCACUGAGCCCAAAGCCACCAGGUCUGCCACCAAGGUCAGUAAGUCUGAUCCCAAGGCUACCAAAUCUGGCCCCAAGGCCACCAAAUCUGAUGCUAAGGCCUCCAAGUCUGGUCCCAAGGUGGCCAAGUCUGAUUCUAAGGCCCUGAAGCCCAGUGAUUCCAAGGCUGCUAAGCCUACUGACCCCAAGGCCGCUGAGUCCAAACCCAAAGAUGCUGGGGCUAAAGCCGCUAGUCCCAAGCCUUCAAAGUAG
Messenger RNA from Trichosurus vulpecula (common brushtail), 972 nucleotides. Its product is annotated as histone H1.3-like. The coding region runs from base 1 to 972 and encodes 323 amino acids. Gene Ontology annotation, molecular function: structural constituent of ribosome. The transcript is spliced from 3 exons. Gene Ontology annotation, biological process: cytoplasmic translation. NCBI's taxonomy places the organism in Eukaryota, Metazoa, Chordata, Mammalia, Diprotodontia, Phalangeridae. Gene Ontology annotation, cellular component: ribosome; cytosolic large ribosomal subunit. The record is from RefSeq and is a predicted model, not a curated record.